GAGAAGUGCAGCCUUAUAGACAACAUCUAAUUUUGCUGCUUGUCUUUGCUAGACGAUUCAGUCAUGGCUGGGCGUAAUCUGUAUUCGUAGUUCCGAGUGCAGCGACGCAUCUUCGCUGAUCAAGUCAAGUUGACUUCCAAUUGCCAUGCCCGUCGACUGUCUCAACCGCAAGAAAGACACGGCAAGGCUUGGCUUGGCUUGGCUUGGCUGUCAGCAUCGUCGCGAAGAACGUGUGGCCCACGGCAAACAUGUCGAUCUGAUGCGGCCAGAACUAAGGAAGUCCCUAACUCCCAAGUUGACUCUGGAGAUGGGGGGGACUUCCAAGACUGCGACCGACGGGAUGUUGUUGAAGAAAUGAUAGAUGCUUGGCGUUCGUGGUUUGGGAUGAACGGUUGUUGGCCCGUGCGCCAAACAACGGCGCGCUCUCUUUCUCUCUCUAAGCCAUUUGUGUUUGGUGGGGUACCUUGUCAACAUUGAACCUCUCACUCUCAAUCCCACAUCAACAAUAUCCUACCGAGUCGGCUUGACUGCAAGAUCGCAAUCACCAACAGCCCGCGAACAAUACGCCUCAGGAACAGAACCUCAAACAGGCCCGGGGUCUGAACCGCCAUCAUGUCAAUGCUCUCAAUCCAUCUAGAGCAAAUAGCUCUCUCCUGCGAAGGCAUCGACUCCCUCCCCUUCCCACCUCCGAAAAUUUUCACAAACGCGAUGCUACACAAUGCCGACAUCACCUCCCUCAUCCGUGAUACCGAGGCCCACGAGCGCGCCCUCUUUUCCGUGCCCCCUCCACCACCCCCGCCGUCCUCUUCCGCCUCGCAGAACCCAGACGCGAAACCCACCUCGAGCCGCCGCCAAACCGUAUUCAACGUCGCCUCGGGCGAGGUCACCACCGGUCCGCCACCUGGAAGCUCCCGCAGCGGCGUUGGCGGCAUGGUCGGUCCCCGUCGACACACCGCCGUCUCGGCCGUCCUGGGCGGCGACCUUCACGCGCAGCUGCGCCGCGGCGAGCGACAGGCGGCCAUCAAGGGCGGCGAUGUUGACGUCGACAUCCUUCUCGAGGGCGCGAAGAAGCUGUGCGGUGUCUACGCACUCCCCGGUGCGCUUGAGCGGAUCCCCCAGCUGCGAUCGCGGUACGCCCACCAGACCAACACGCUGGCCUACUAUGAGGCCAAGGUUGCCGAGCACCAAGCCGCGCUUGAGAAGAUGAAUAAGGAUCACUGGAUGAGCGACGGCGACGAGGGACACGCCGAUGAGCAAGAAAACGAAGACGAGGACGAGGUCGAGGAUCUUAUGACGGAGGACGACCUGCGGGCCGAGGAAGAGAUUGUGCGGGAGCUCGACAAGAAGAAGCGUGAGCUGCAGCUACGGCUGCGGGCGAUGGAGAAGGACUUGGGCGGUUUACUGAACAUGUGAAAGCCGGACAGCACUUUUGCAAUGGUUUUACGACACGAUACCCAAAAUGCGACAAGAAGGCUACAU
Colletotrichum destructivum is the source of this 1479-nucleotide messenger RNA. Its product is annotated as Putative DASH complex subunit Spc34 protein. Gene Ontology annotation, cellular component: spindle microtubule; DASH complex. NCBI's taxonomy places the organism in Eukaryota, Fungi, Ascomycota, Sordariomycetes, Glomerellales, Glomerellaceae. The record is from RefSeq and is a predicted model, not a curated record. The transcript has 2 exons. Gene Ontology annotation, biological process: attachment of spindle microtubules to kinetochore. Bases 613 to 1413 code for a protein of 266 amino acids.